Molecule: messenger RNA, 1503 nt
Organism: Colletotrichum graminicola M1.001
Lineage: Eukaryota; Fungi; Ascomycota; Sordariomycetes; Glomerellales; Glomerellaceae
Product: cyclin domain-containing protein
Exons: 4
Coding region: 1-1503 (500 amino acids)
Biological process (GO): regulation of cyclin-dependent protein serine/threonine kinase activity; G2/M transition of mitotic cell cycle
Cellular component (GO): cyclin-dependent protein kinase holoenzyme complex; centrosome; nucleus
Molecular function (GO): cyclin-dependent protein serine/threonine kinase regulator activity
Source: RefSeq, a predicted model, not a curated record
AUGCCACAACCUACCCGCCCGACGCGUGCACGUAUCGUGUCAAACGAGAAUGACGAGAACAGUGGAUCAAUGCGCAUGACGCGCGCCAAAGCAGCCGCGCUCAACGUCGAUGAGCUUGUUGCUCCUGGAAAGACGGCUCUCGCCACAAAGAAGUCUGCAGUCAACGCGAUCCCGGCAGGGCGAAAGCGCGCCGCCCUUGGCGAUGUCAGCAACGUCAACAACAAAGAGACAAUCACCGGGAAGAAGGCUACGAGCAAGAGCGGUCUCGUCUCCAAGGCCGCUCAACCUACUGGCAUCACGAAGAAGUCCAGCAGCACCGCCACUAGCAGAAAUACUGUGCCCAAAGAGAAGAAGGCACCCGGCUCGGGAUCCGGCGCGAUCCCCAAGAGGAAGCCACUCAACCCCCCAACGAACACGAUCUCUACCAAGGACAACAACCUCCUUGCAGAAGGCGAGCCCCUGCGCAAGAAACACCAAUCUACCCAGCCAGCUGAGAAGCGUCGAACCAAGCCUGAGCCUGAGCCCGUUGUGUCCAAUACUCCUGUCGAGUCUGUGCCUUCCGGCGUCGAAAAGCAUGACAUUUACCCGCGCGGCGUUAGGAACCUGGAUGAGGAGGAUCUUGACGAUCCGUUGAUGGUGGCCGAAUAUGCUAACGAGAUAUUCGAAUACCUUCGCGAUCUGGAGUGUAACUCCAUCCCCAACCCUAACUACAUGGAGCACCAGGACGAUUUAGAGUGGAAGACGCGUGGAAUACUGGUUGACUGGCUGAUUGAAGUGCACACUCGCUUUCACCUCCUCCCAGAGACUCUUUUCUUGGCCAUCAACAUCAUCGACCGCUUCCUCUCGGAGAAGGUUGUCCAGCUCGACCGCCUGCAGCUUGUUGGAAUCACCGCUAUGUUCAUCGCAUCCAAGUACGAAGAGGUUCUAUCGCCUCAUGUCGCCAACUUUCGUCACGUCGCCGACGAUGGCUUCACCGAGGCCGAGAUCCUUAGUGCAGAGCGCUUUGUCCUGGGAACCUUGAACUACGACCUGAGCUACCCCAACCCCAUGAACUUCCUUCGCCGCAUCAGCAAGGCCGACAACUACGACAUUCAGUGCCGUACCAUCGGCAAGUACCUGAUGGAGAUCAGCCUCCUCGAUCAUAGAUUCAUGUCGUACCGCCCCAGCCAUGUUGCGGCUGGUGCUAUGUACCUGGCCCGUCUCAUUCUGGAUCGCGGCGAUUGGGACACUACCAUUGCAUUCUACGCUGGCUAUACAGAGGAUGAGAUUGAGCCCGUUGUCCGUCUCAUGGUUGACUACCUCGCGCGCCCCGUCGUUCAUGAAGCAUUCUUCAAGAAAUACGCUAGCAAGAAGUUUCUCAAAGCCUCUAUCCUUACGCGCCAAUGGGCGAAGAAGAGUGCUGAGCAUUUCGGUAUUGUCGACGUUCACCUCUCUUUGGACCAGAUCUCUACUCGGGAAGAGGACAACUACCCUGAGGAGGAUGAUGAACAAGACGACUACUAG